This is a messenger RNA of Lytechinus pictus (painted urchin), 5227 nucleotides long. RefSeq lists its product as uncharacterized. The coding region runs from base 199 to 3720 and encodes 1173 amino acids. Gene Ontology annotation, molecular function: carbohydrate binding. Gene Ontology annotation, biological process: biological process involved in interspecies interaction between organisms. Gene Ontology annotation, cellular component: external side of plasma membrane; membrane. The record is from RefSeq and is a predicted model, not a curated record. Lineage: Eukaryota; Metazoa; Echinodermata; Echinoidea; Temnopleuroida; Toxopneustidae. The transcript is spliced from 11 exons.
AGUGAAUAAUACACGGAGAUAUUUGAAAACAUAUAAUUUCAAAGUUGGUGUUGAUGAUUUAUUACGUUUAUUGCAGUACAUGAGUAAAUGGGAACACAUGAUAUUCUUCCGUGUUUUGGGGAGCGUUUUCAGAACUGUAUCCAAGGGCGGACUAGAUAUAGAGUAAUCAAUUGUUGUUGAGAAUAAGUAGAAACUAGCAUGGGAUGUAGCCGAGAAAUCAUGAUGGAGCGAGGUUUUGAUCUGAGAAGACUUUACGUCUUUCUUCAGUCAUCAUUGUUGCUACUACUGUUGUGUCCAGCAUGCUUUUCCACAUCAGCAGGGAGUUCAUCAACAGAUCAAACAUGUGCCAUCCAGCCUAUACAUAGAUGUCGCAUUACUACAUACACGGAAAGUGAUCCAAUGUCAACCUCUGUGCCUCCUAUUAUAACAAUGUCAUGUCCUGAAUAUCAUGAGAAUGGCGAUCAAGAAUUCUACUGGGCACGCGGUGAUUUAUGUUGCCCCCGAUAUGAGGAUGCUGCAGUAGUCAACCUUACACGUGGAAUCAGAAAAGAAAUAGAGUGUUCGCUGGUGGCCCCAAAUUCUGACACCAUCACGGAUCAUGUGAUCUACGAGUGGACAAUGCAGGCUCCUGAAGGGUAUCGGAUUCUUCUGACAGUAGUUACGCGCGACGUCUACAACAAUUUUACAGCGACAGAUGAAGAGGGUGGCAGCGAGUUCACAUUUUCUACAAGAAGCUUUUUUGAGGUCGGGGACUCAUUCUUGUCAUCGUCCAAUGUUGUCCACAUGGAAGCUUCUUUCGAAAGUUUGGAUUCAACCUCCCAACAAUUCACCGUCAUUGGGCAGGUAGUCAACAUAUUUAGUGAUACAUUCAACAUCACCGUUGAUACCCAGGGGUGCACAGACAAAGGAAGGAACUUAUGGGAUACUCAAACCGGAUGCAGCGACAAUUUACACAGCUUUGAGGGCUCCUGUUACUUCUUCUAUUCCGAGAGAAUUAAUCUUAUCGAGGCGAGGGAAAUGUGUGAGGCAAGGACCGAUGGAUCCCAUCUCGUAUUUGUUGACAACAUGGACGAGCAGGACUUCCUAGCGUCUACUUCUGAUAACAUUAACCAAGACUGCUCAAAAGAUCGCGACUGUGAUUACUGGAUCGGAAUAGAGCGGAAAAAUGACGAAAAACUUACUUGGAUGGAUGGAUCACACAUUAUAUACGACAAUUUCAAAAAUUUCGACGACGAUGGUGAAUGCUUUCGGUUAAAGAGUGAGGACGACUACGUUUGGGAGUCACAUGAUUGCGAGCACAAUCAUUACGGCUACAUCUGCGAAAAAGAAAACGACUGUGAGCAGAAUUCUACAACGUUAACUUUGCAUAAAUAUGGAGGAUCUUGCUACUAUUUUCAAUCUAACAAGCCCGAGGGGUCGAACAUUGAUGAUGCAAAGGAAGCGUGUGAGGGGAUGGAAGGUUUUCAUCUCGUUUACAUUGAGGAUGCAGAAGAGCAGAAUUUCCUAGCUUCUACUUCCCAAAAUAUCAACCCUGGAGGAAAUGAUUGCUCUGAGGAUCAUGAUUGUGAUUAUUGGAUAGGAUUAAAAAGAAAUACUGAAGACCAACUCGUGUGGAUGGAUGACUCGCCCAUCACCUACAAAAAUUUCAAAGCAUUCGAUGUCGACGAUAAGUGCUUCCGAUUGAAGAGUGAGGACGACUACGCUUGGGAAUCUCACGAUUGCACUCACAACCACUAUGGCUACAUAUGUGAAAGAGAACUUGGCUACCAUGGGACGCAAAAGAGCAACUUGGGGUGCAUCACCUUUGGAGCCCAACCAGCAUUCACCCACACAGGAAGAUAUGACGUCAUUCUACUUAUGUUCAGUUAUUACAUCAAAACAUUCGAAGGAUCUGGAAACAUGAAAACUGCCACCUUGUGGACAGGGAAUCUUAUCAUUCGUUGUAACUCCAGCGAUGUUGAAACUUUAUCUCAGACUCAGACCAGUCUUCAAAUAGACAUUUCCUGUAGUGCCUCCUCCGAUUCAUUGAAGGUGAAAUUCCGAGCAAUGGGACCAGGACUAGUGAAAAUUAAAGACAUCAAGUUCUUCGUAAGUGGGACAACAAAUCCAAUCAGACCAGAGCCAACAUCAACCCCCUUACCGACAACUGAAAGACAACGUACUACGGGAGCAACCAUGAGUACGUCAACGUCCCCGAGUACGGAACUUACAUCAACUUCGCUCCGCCGAUCAACUAAUCCAAUGACUUCAUUACAUCGAAGCUCACUCUCACCUACUACCCAUCCUAGCACUUCACAUAUCUCAACCUCAGAGUUCUCGGGGAUAUCAAUGCCAUCUUCAGGUGGAAAUGGAGUCGUCAUUUCCGUGGUAGUGGUCCUUCUCAUCGUCUUGAUCAUCGCUUUGAUAGGAUUCUUGUGGUACAAAAAGAGAAGAAAUUCCAAAGAUCAUCAACAUCCCAAAGGCUUCCAUGGAAAUUUGCAAAACCCUGCCUUCGAGAAUGACACUGGCGAACAACACGAGUAUGCAGAGUUCACUGAUCCGGAAAAGAAAAAUGCUUCCAACCGAAACAGGUCUUCUGAUGCCAUGCAGCAUUACUACUCCGAUCUACCUUGUUCUGCCUCUGUAACCACCAACCCUGUUAUUUACAACGAGGUGGGGGAACAGGACUACAAUACUCUCUUCGGUGGCAAGGAGAGGGACGACUAUCACGAAUACAGUCAACCCGACAGCAAACAAAGCAAUCCAAAUGCCAAGGACACUCCAAAAGAAAGCUCAUACCAGGAACUAUUCAAAGAUGGAAAGAGGCAUCCUGUAACAGGUGUUAACCAGUUGCAUAGAUCCCUGGGAAUGGAAAAAGCGGCAGCUACAGGUCAAUCGAAAGUUGGCAGGCGCAACAGUAAAGGUGAUCACGCAUAUCAAGACUUACGUAAGGACGACGUCGGUUACACCUCCCUUCAGAAGAGUCCAGAACGAGGGCAGAAACCCGCGAACGGAGACACUGAUCAAGAAAUGGAGGAUAGCUACCAGGCUCUUCAUGCUGAUAGCCCAGAGUAUUUUACCCUUGAACCUGAUGAAACUAACACGUCUCCGAGCCAGGAAAAUCUUCAAAACAAUACCUAUCAACCACUAAGACAGGAGCCUCAAUAUCACGACGCCGUACCUGAGAAGGGUAACAAUCCGACCAAAAUAGACACUACCUAUCAAUCUCUGUUGACAGAUGCAAACAACCACGUUGGCUCAGAUUCGGUUCCCGUCAAUGCAUCAAAGCAAGAACAAAACAAUCCACCUGAUCAUCCGCAGCAGGGUUCAAGAUUGACGGCUUCAUCUUCGGAUGGUUAUGCUUCAUUGGUAUCAACAGCCGAAGAAGAGGACGAACAUGAAUAUGAAUCUCCAAAGGGUAGGCCAACGACAAGUGACUACGAAGAUCCAAUAAAUGAUGAACCAUACAAUCAUCUUCAGCGCAACACCGAUCAGGGUCCGUCAAGUUAUCAGCCACAAGCAAGACAAACAGGAGAUGAUUAUGAAACUCCUGUAAACUAUGACUCUACAUCCGAUACUUACCAGACAUUGGGCAAUAGUCAAGAGACGUCCGAUGGUGCAAAUGAAGAAUACUCACAUCUUCAGAGACAUUUCGGAGCCAGACCGAGAGACCCUCCUGGUACCGCUGAUAACACUAACCAAUAUGGUACACUCGAUUUGGGGAAAAAUACAGGAAAAUAAAUACAUUGCACUUUAUACAGGGCAGUAAAAUUGACAUCGAUUUGCUGAAGUAGAAAUAAAAUUAUUAAUCUUAUGGCUGUUGUUUGUUAAAACAAAUGAUUAUCAAAUAAUGUCUUUAUAUCGUUUCCCCUGAAGGGGAGAAUCUAAUUCAAUUUGAGUGUAAUUUGAAAAAAAAUAAAGAAAGGCAACAGUUUGGAAGAUAUCUGAUGAGUAUGGAAGUUAUGACAAUUUAAAAGACAACACCAUGCACUUGGUCUAUGUUUCAAUUUGGCAAUUUUGAUUUUGGAUUAAUUUGUGUCUUUCCAUGGUCUUUCGACCAUCUCUUUUACAAUUUUGUCAAAUCACUGAAAGGUUGAUAAGAGUUAAUUAAGGCCCCCAUUACACAGAACCAGGCCCAUUCAAAGAACACUGAAAGACAGUCACUAAUGAUUGGCAAUGUGUUUUAGAAGUCUCCAAGUAGAAUAGCCCCGAUUUAAAGACCAACGAAAGUCGAUAGAAAUCAGUGAACAAUGGGGAUCGCUAAGGAUCAUUAGAGAUCUACAUGGGGAUCGCCAAGGACCACAAGAGGUCUAGACUAUGACAUACAAGUGGAAGCCUAUUAAAAGAUUAUUGUAAGGAUAGUUCUUGCUCAGUCUGUCAAAAUUCUCUUUAGGUCUUGAUAAAUCUUUCAGAGUUCUUUAAGUGGUCUCGGGUCAGGCUUUCAAAGAACUUGAUUAAUCUGUCGGAGUUUACGUGUAAGAUGGUAUAUCUGUGCAAAUUGGGGGCAAAAUAGCUCUUAACGUCAUGUAAUUUUUUCCCUGCUUAUAAUGUAAACUGCAUGGGUGAUGAUUUAUCGCUGGUCAGGUAUCCCAUUUGUGUAAAUACUCUGUUAUGAAAGAGGUGAAUUAUUGUUCUUACUGUAAUUUUUAUAUCAAAGAAAGAAAGUUUUACUUGUUGCCUUAAAGGUAUAUACUCGGAUGAAUGAAUGCUGCAAUCAUAUGUACAUGCACCUUUGAAAUGCAUAUUCAACCACGGCCGUAAUAUUAAAAAAAGGGAGAGAUCUGUGGAAUUCUCUUCCAAAGAGAUUAAAAUCCCACACUUCAAUGACCACCUUCAAUGGCAACCUGAAAACAUAGCUUUUAGACAGACAUUGACUUUUUGUUCAAAAAUUUAUUAUAUGUAAUGUUUUAUACUUCUGCUCUGAAGCGCCUUGCUAUCGAACAUCUAAUCAAUAUGGAAAGUGCGCUAUACAAGUCGUACGUAAUAUUAUUAUUAUCAAGAUCUACCGUAUCAUGCUCAUGGAAUACAUUCGUUAUUCAUCUUAAUGAAAAGAUGAAAACAAAGAGUAUAAACAAGAAAAGUUUAUUUUUCCCCCAUUUUUCGUUUCAUAUAUCUUAAAAUGAUUUAACAUUUGUGAAUCAUUGUAUUAUUUGCAAUAACUUGAGUGAUAUAUCUUCUUGUAUUUUAAAAACAAAACAUUUCUGAAAAAGUCUCAAUGAUCAAAUAUUAAAAAUUGCAUGCACCCUUC